ACAUUGCACUCUCGCCCUUUCGUCCUCUCGCCCCCUCCUCUGCCGCUUCCAGCGCACCUUCGCCUUCCCCUGACGCGUUGUCGCUCGACGGCACCUAUCGCCAACAUGUCCACCCGAAAGCGCGCCAGGGCCGAGAUGGAGGCAGAGACGCCCGUGGAAGAACCCAGCACUUUACAGAAGCUGCGCAACAUGUGGCAAUUCGCGAAUCUCGCCCAAUACCUCCACCUGUUCAGAGGCCCGUUGAAGCUCACCGGCGACUUCACCAUCGAAGAAUUGGAGACGGAAUGUCUUCAGCCCCAACCAUCGGACAAAUUGGCCGAAAUUGGCCUCGCUCUGCUCAAACACAUUUCAUCGCACAAAGGUCUCAACCUGGACAUCUUUGACGAAUACACUCGCCGCCAGUAUGUCGCCAAAGCUCCGCUGCGCAAUCCCUUUGGAACAGAUGAGGACCCCGUCAAGUUUAAUUCUUUCGACGUCUUCACCAAAAUCCGUAUAUUACAGCAGCUGUCCAUCUGGACCCUGAACAACCCAAACACUAUAAGGGAGAAGAUGAAUGCCACCGAGAUAGAAACAACUGAUUGGCGCUUCACGCCGUUCGGAUGGGACGCACAGGAGCGAGAGCUUUAUGUCUUGGAUGACUUCCGCAUGUAUCGCCGAACCGAACCUUCCCAACCUAAACCUAAACCUAAAUCAAAGUCUCGCAAAUCAAAAGCGAAAAGGAGAAAAGUGGCGGCAUCGGAUACAGAGGAACCUGCUGAGGCGGAGGACGAGUCCAAGGAAGACGAUGAUGGAUUUGGAGGUGCAAAAUGGGAAUGUGUCUGCAUCACACUAGCCGAGUAUCAGGACUACAUGGCAGGUAUCAGGCGGAGCAAAGACGAGAACGAGAAAAACUUGUACGUUCGUCUUGAGGAGGAAAUCCUGCCCGAAAUGUCCAAGGCUGUUGAAAAACAGGCGAGAAAAGAAGCCCAGAGGCAGAAGGAGUUGGAAACUCUCCAGAAACUCGCGACAGCCAAGCGGUCAUCACGCAUCUCAGCCAGACAAGAAAAAUUAAAGGAAAGCGAACAAGCCGAGGAAGCGGAACGCAGGCGAAAGGCCGAACUAGCAAUGGCUCAGGCUGAACAGGAGAAACAGAAACACAUGGAAGAGGCGCAAGAGUCUCGCAGGCAAACACGUGAACAGCGUAUACGUGAGCGCGAAGCAGCCAAGAUCCUGGAAGAGGAGAACUUGCGCAAGCUGCAAGCAGAGGAGGAAAAACUCGCCUCGGGAGAAGCUCGACGAUCGGAAAGGUAUCUCCGAGAGCAAAUGAGGAAGGCUCAACGGCAGCUCAAGAAGCUCAAGGAGAAAACAGAGUGGACUUUCGACUGUGAGAAGUGUGGUCUGAGUGGAGUUAACUUGAAUGACGGUUCUCACCAGAUACAAUGCGAGAGAUGCGAAGUCUGGCAGCAUAGCAAGUGUCACAAUAUCACCCCCGAGGAAGCUGACAAGGACGAAUAUGUAUUUCUGUGCUCAUCCUGCAGGCGCAAGUCACAAGGUUCACAUACCGCGUCGCAGCCCAAUGGAGACUCAGGGCGAGUUCUCAAUGCGCAAUCGCCACCCCGACCGGUCCAGACAUCGGCUUUGAUGAACGGGCCGAGUCUGUCACCGCGAGGUCAAGCACUCGGUCCGCCGGGUAUCCAGCGCUCAGAGGCAGCGUAUGGCUCGUCCAUGAGCUAUGCCAAUGGUGGUAGCUCACCCAUCCGUCCUUCUCACUCUCGAACCCAAGGCGGAAUAAAUGGAUAUCCGACUUCGUCCCCUCCCCGGUAUCAGCCAUCCAGUCCAUUCACCAACAACUCGUCUUCUGUGCGGAACGGCGGCUCCUUUCAGACCUCGUUCAAUGCCUCACUCGGAAACAGUUUCAAUCGCCCGGCUUCUGCAUCCGGACUGGCCGGCCCAUUCCACUCACCCGUCAAGCAAUCUCCAGCACCAUCUCCCCGCCCGUCAAACGGCGUACCGAAUGCAUACAAUUUUAGCAACAGCCCACACUCGUCAUUCCCUCCAAAUCCAAUACAAGCGUCUGUCCCUUCACCCACAAAGCACAGCUCCCCGCCACCGCACAGACAAUACAUGUCCUCCCCAGCGCCAGCGCCCAUCAAAUUCGCACCAUCGCCUAGUCAGAUGCCCGCACAGGUCCUUCCCGAUCCCAUUCCGGCCCCUUCCAAGCACGAUGUCGCUCGUCCCGUCUCCAGCCAAGAGGUCCAGGAAAAGAUGGUUCUGCCUCCGGUUAAGUCCCUGCCACCUAGCACCCCAUUCCAGGAUCUCAGUCCUCCGAUGAAGAAGACCUCGCCUACGCCUGAGAAGCCUCAAUUCGCUCCCAUUGUCAAGGAUAGCUCUUGA
Periconia digitata is the source of this 2373-nucleotide messenger RNA. The record is from the annotation of a GenBank genome assembly. NCBI's taxonomy places the organism in Eukaryota, Fungi, Ascomycota, Dothideomycetes, Pleosporales, Periconiaceae.